CGGGCUGGCAAGAUGAAGGGCACAUACGUCAUCACGGGGGCGUCCUCAGGCAUCGGCCUCGCCCUGGCAGAAAGGUAAUCUGCACACUCCUUCAUCUGCUACACAGAUUCAUUGCUUGUGAGUCCUUCAGGCUGGCAGCGGUGCCUGACACACAUCUGCUGCUCACGGGCCGCUCGCUCGACAAGAUGGAGGGCAUCGCAUCCAAGGCCAUCAGACCCAAGCUGCAUGGCUCGUCGUUUGCCGACUGCUUCUCGCUGGACCUCUCAUCCUUCGCCUCCAUUGAGGGCUUUGCAGAGGCUGUCAAGAAGUGUGUGGCUGGUGAGGGGCUUGACGUGAUUGUUGGCAAUGCGGGGUUGCAGGACACGCAGUAUCGGACGACGCAGGAGGGCUUUGAGAUGACAUGGGGGUCCAACCACCUUGGGUGGGUGAGAGAGCAUGCAUGACUGCUCGGGCAGGCGAUGCGAUGGAAUGAUUGCAUUGCCGGUUUGUUUCCCAUUUGAAUGCCUGCAGGCAUUUCUAUCUGGUGCGUCUGCUGCUGCCGUUGUUCUAUGAAUGCACGGAGGGGAAGAAGGACGCGCAGAUCAUCAUGGUGAACAGAACAAGAGCCAACGACCGACGCCAGCCAAUCAAUCACACAGACAGCUCAGCUCCCUCUGCCUGGCUGCCUGUUUGUCCGCUCGUCAGGUGUCAUCGGGCACCCACGAUCCAGCCCGGAAGACGCCCGUGCCGCCGCCCAAGUUUGACAAGAUAGAGGACAUCGCAACAGUGCCGCACAUUCGCGUCGAUCCUACGCUCCCCGAGGAGGACAAGAAGGUGGGAAAACAGCCAAACCAAACAGCACAGCACACGGAUUGACGAUUUCUGUGUCUGUGUUCAGGCGCAGUUGGCUGCGAAUGAGAAGGAGUACAAUGGGUUGCGCGCUUACUCGCAGUCGAAGCUCUGCAAUGUUUUCUUUGCCUAUGAGCUGUCACGGCGGCUCCAGGGGCUGUGCCAGGCAGGUGGCAAGGGCGGAUCGAGAAAGAUAUACACUAUCGCAUAUGACCCUGUAAGUGCCAGCACAAACAAGACCGAUGCGAUGCGAUGCCAUGCACACACAUUACGUUAUGUGUGCUGGCUUUUCUCGAUGUGAUGGAUGUUUGGUUCAGGGAUGGAUCCCAGACACCGCCUUGAUGCGGAACAGCGUCAUCCGCUACCUGGUUCCCGUUCUGGCCCCCAUCAUCCGCAUGACGUCGCGCAUGGCGAGCACCACUGAGCACACCAGCCUCUGGAUGUGUAAGCUGGUGACGGGGGAGGUGCUGCCCGUGCCCGAUGGCUGCUACUGGAGCGUCGACCGGGAAGAGAGGAGUAGCGAACUGAGCUAUGACGAGAGGCUGCAGAAGGAGUUGUGGGAUAUGAGUUGUCGAUUUACCAGAUUGGGGGAAGAGCUGGCUGUCUGAGACAGAUAGAGGGCCCACCCCCAGCUUUUUGUGUGUCGACAUUUGUGCAAUAAAUGGCUUUCGUGUGAGGUUCGUGUGCGUGUGAG
Vitrella brassicaformis is the source of this 1522-nucleotide messenger RNA. NCBI's taxonomy places the organism in Eukaryota, Vitrellaceae. The record is from the annotation of a GenBank genome assembly.